Molecule: messenger RNA, 2292 nt
Organism: Neltuma alba
Lineage: Eukaryota; Viridiplantae; Streptophyta; Magnoliopsida; Fabales; Fabaceae
Product: RNA demethylase ALKBH10B
Exons: 7
Coding region: 286-1875 (529 amino acids)
Biological process (GO): mRNA catabolic process
Molecular function (GO): demethylase activity; mRNA binding
Source: RefSeq, a predicted model, not a curated record
CACGAGUCGUUAGAUCGAGCCACGUCAUCUGCAGAUGGAAUUGUUACCGCACCGUAGCAUCUCGCCUUCUAUAUUCGUAUAUUUCUCCCUUUGGAUCUCUCCUUAAACCCUCUCCAUUUGAAAACCACAACCAACCCUCUCUGUUCUUUCUGUUCCAAUUCCUUCUAGUUUCACGGCAUCUUUUCUCUGCAAAUUAAGCUUAUUAACUCAUUUAUUACUUCUUCAUUCAUUAUCAUAGUUAUCAUCACCAUCACCUCCUUUCUGUUUUAGCUAGAAUUCGCUCUGAUGCCGAUGGCAACCGCGCCUGUACCGCCUCCGAUCGAUCAUGUUCUUUCGGCAGGGUCGACAAUGCUGCCGAUGCAACCACCGCCCCUGCUCAUUUCUGAUUCCUUUGCUAAGGACGCUAUGAUUUCCUGGUUUCGCGGUGAGUUUGCGGCUGCAAACGCUAUCAUCGACGCCCUCUGUGGUCACUUGACUCAGCUUGCGGACGCCUCUUAUGACUAUGAUUCCGUGUUCAAAGCAAUUCAUCGUCGUCGACUUAACUGGAUCCCAAUAAUACAGAUGCAGAAAUAUCACUCCAUAGCUGACGUGACGCUGGAGCUCCGCAAAGUGGCGGAGAAGAACACUGAGACUAAAGAAAUCGGGGAACGUGAAAGGAGGAUUGAGGAUUUGGGGAAUCAGCUGGAUGCUACAAAGAAAAUCGAGGAAAAAAGAACGGAGAAUAAUGUGAAUUCUGAAGGCGACGAAUGUCCUGAAGAGUAUGAUUCGCCCAACAGUGAAAUUACCGAUUCAGGAUGUCGAGAAAUGCAAGGAAGUUUAAUGAACAUUAGUAUAUGUUCAAAGCAUGAAGAAUGCGAAGGACGUUCUUCACAGAUAACGUUGAGGAAAGGUUUCCAAGCAAAGGAGACAGUGAGGGGGCAUACGGUAAAUGUGGUGAAGGGAUUGAAGCUAUACGAGGAUAUUUUCACCGAUUGUGAGCUCAACAAGCUCACUGAUUUUGUCAAUGAGCUUCAUGCUGCCGGCCAGAACGGAGAACUCUCUGGAGAAACUUUUAUACUAUUUAACAAGCAAAUGAAGGGAAACAAACGUGAGAUGAUUCAGCUGGGCGUACCAAUUUUUGGACACAUAAAAGAGGAUGCAAAUAGUAAUAUAGAGCCAAUUCCAUCUCUUCUUCAAAGUGUCAUUGAUCACCUUAUCCAAUGGCGUCUGCUUCCAGAAUAUAGAAGGCCAGAUGGCUGUAUCAUCAACUUUUUUGAAGAGGGGGAAUAUUCUCAACCAUUCUUGAAGCCACCACACUUGGAUCAACCUUUGUCAACUCUUCUUCUUUCUGAAUCAACUAUGGCUUUUGGGCGCACCCUUACAAGCGAAAAUGAUGGGACCUACAAAGGGCCAUUUAUGCAAUCAGUAAAGAAGGGGUCUCUUCUAGUGAUGAGAGGAAACAGUGCUGACAUGGCGAGGCAUGUCAUGUGUCCAUCCCCAAACAGAAGGGUCAGCAUCACCUUCUUCAGAGUGAGGCCAGACUCCAACCAAUGCCAGUCACCAACUCCUUCAAUGAUGAGUGCCAUGACAUUUUGGAAACCUGGAAUUUCUGGUCCAUAUGUGUCGCCGAAUGUACCUCCCAGUGGGCCCGAGGCAAUGGGAAUGGUACCCAGAUGGGGAAUACUUCGAGCUCCAAUGGUGAUGUUAGCCCCUGUGAGUCCUCGAAAAUUAGCUGGUGGUGGAGGAACUGGGGUAUUCUUGCCCUGGAAUGUGCCAUCCAGAAAACCGGCAAAGCAUCUUCCACCACGCGCCCAACGGGGACGACUUCUGGCACUACCUUCCUCAGUUGAAUCACACAUAUCAGACUCUUCUUCUGAACCCAGCAUCAGUGCUUGAAGGAAGAGUAUGUCAAUGCAAGAGUUAUUCCCUUUGUUCAACAAGGUCCACUUGUCAUUGGGAGUUUGGUUCUCACCAUUUUUUUUUUUUUGGUAUUUUUCUUUCAUUAUCUUUAGAGUAGAUUUAGUGGUGUUCACAAUAGUUUUUUCAUGGAUGCCAAUCAUAGUAGAGCAGUCAGGCAAGUUAUUUAUAUAAAGAGCUGAGUUUUGUAUGAAUGGUGAUUUCUGUUAAAUCUUCAUCUUCAACAAGCCAAACCAUUAGUGGGGAUGCAUAGGCUGUAAACGCAGAUCUUGCCCUUGUUAUUAUGUGAUGAUCAUCCCCAGUUCAGCUUGUUAAAUAUGCUGUAAACCUGUAAAGAAGCUACCGUGGUUAUCUGAUUAUCUGUCAAUACAAUCUGACCAAAGAAAAGUCAAGUAA